GGGAUUGUAUGUUAAAUAGUAUUUAUAUUAAUCAAUGAAUACGCUAAUGUGUUUGAUGUAAAUGAGUUUAUUUUUUAACAAUAUCUUUUGCAAUUUUUAUUAUCUUCCACUCCGCUAUCACUUUCAUUCAACGAGGUAUUUUUUUUUUUUUAUAUGUCUUCGUCCUUGUGCUUUAUCAGGACGCCGAGUAGUCAUUUUGACAUGCGGUAUACAGCGACUGGCCUGGCUAUGAUUCAGCCACCUAAUAAUAUCGCUACUCCCCCCUUGUUUCAAUGUUUGAGAGAUAAAAAUACACGUAUCUGAAAAGUCCAGUAGUGGCAGCCAUGUCGAGACGAAUGCAGGACAAGGAGAAGGCCGAAAUGAUUAAGACGGUCAUGUUUCAGACACGCGCCGAGCCGUACCAAAUCAACCCUGAGUAUGACUCUUUCACCAGGUCUACUGUUGACUGCGAUCAAGUAUACGAAAACCUUUUUAUUGGAGAUAGAAAUGCGGCAAUGAGCAAACCAUUUUUGCGAAUGAGCGGAAUAACACAUGUUGUGAACACGGCAGAAGGUAGUGGCAUCGGUAUGGUGAACACUGACGAAGAUUAUUACAAGAAGUUGGGUAUAAAAUACAUGGGCUUACGUUUGAUGGAUCUUUCAGUAACCAAUGUCCUGAAACACUUUGAGGAUGUUGCUAAUUUUAUUGACGAAGCAUUGAAGAAUAAAGGUAAAGUUCUGGUACACUGCUACAUGGGGAUAUCAAGAUCAGCCAUCUUUACCUUAGCUUACUUGGUACUGAAACGUAAUAUGUCUGCAUGUGAUGCGAUGGCUUGUAUCAGAAAAAAAAGACAUAUACAUCCUAACGAUGGGUUUCUUGAACAAUUGGCUGUUCUAGACAACAAACUUAUGAGGCGAGCAUCUGAUACUAGUUAUUAAAUGUAAGAUUAAGAAAAUAAAUCAUUGUAAAUAUUUUUUCAUUUAUUGUAAUUAAAUUUACAUUGAUCAUUGUAAAAAGCAUUUGUUACAUAUGCCAAACGACAGAUGCCUAAUAUGUAUAAUGUUUUUUUUUUUUAAAUAGUUAAUCGAUGUCGUUUGUAAAUAAUAAAUCGAUGAAACUUAUAUAAAAAGUCAUUUUAUGUCUUAUCUCCAAAUCACCAUUUAAGAACUAUAUUUUGUUAAUAUACCUACCUGAUUAAUAACUUCACACGGCACGACAUUCUUUAAACCAUACAAAGAUGAUAAUAUCAAUCAAAAGUAUUGUAUAUAUAAUCAAGGAAAAUUUGGUUGGGAGUGAUGAAAUAGACGUUGAGUUUAAUAAGAAUAUUAUUACUGUUGAUAAUGUUUGCCGACAUUUCAGCCUCAGUUGGAGGCCUUCAUCAAAGCUAAUGAUAAACACAAACCUGUUUACAAAAUGCUGGAAACAUGUUGAUAUCAAUAUUAUUUGCAUGUGUAAUCUCAAGAAGCAACAUUUCGGCGGGAUGUAGGAUAACAUUGGGCAGCGUGACAUCAAAGAAAUUUGUUACGUGUUGCUAUUAUCUCUGUUGCCUAUUUAAAAUAAAAUAAAUGUCCAGGUAUGUACUGUGUUAUGUAAACAAACGGCCACGAAUACAAUUUUUUAUUUAUUGGU
Molecule: messenger RNA, 1608 nt
Organism: Nezara viridula (southern green stink bug)
Lineage: Eukaryota; Metazoa; Arthropoda; Insecta; Hemiptera; Pentatomidae
Source: the annotation of a GenBank genome assembly